Molecule: messenger RNA, 2419 nt
Organism: Candoia aspera
Lineage: Eukaryota; Metazoa; Chordata; Lepidosauria; Squamata; Candoiidae
Gene: HEATR3
Product: HEAT repeat containing 3
Exons: 15
Coding region: 24-2057 (677 amino acids)
Biological process (GO): protein import into nucleus; ribosomal large subunit biogenesis
Source: RefSeq, a predicted model, not a curated record
CGAGCGGCGGCGGCGGCGGCGGCAUGGGCAAGACCAAGACCAAGGCCUGGCGGGUUCGCCCGCCGCCCUUUGCUCCAGCGGGGAGCCUGAGCGAGCAAGCUGGGGAGGCCGACGCGGGGGAAGACGAAGCCUCUCCGGCCGCCGAGCUGCUGGAGAAACUGCAGCACCCCAAUGCCGACGUGCGUGAAUUUGCUUGCGCCAACAUUUCCAAGAUGUUGCAACCGCAACAAACAAUUCCAGCUUUUGUGCAAAGAGAUGUGGUUCGGCGACUCGGUCCACUGAUGCUUGAUCCGAGUCAAGUGGUUCGGGAGACGGCUGCGGGAGCUCUUCGAAACCUCAGUGCCUGUGGAGGAUUUGAAAUUUGCAAUGAUAUGGUCACUAAAGACAUCAUGACUCCCCUUGUAGCUUUAUUGAAGGAGUGCCAGGCAGGACUUAUUGAAAACAAUGGUUCCCUGAAGGAAGACAAGCAGGCAGAGAAGAACCAUACUGAGGACAUUGCUAAUGAAGCAGUGAACCUGCUGUGGAAUGUCUGUGAAUGCAACAGUACGGCAGUAUCAAUAUUCAACAAAGAAGGAUGCCUAGAUGUUGUUCUACAAUAUCUGAAGAGAUUUCAUACAAAUGUAGACCUGGCUAUCGCUGUGGCAUCCUGUUUACAGACGGUGACAGAAGAUAAUUUGGAUCUGCUUUCAUCUUUUGAUGCAUCUGCACAUCAGGUGCUGGAAAUGAUCAUGUUAUCGUCGGACAAAGACUUGGAGCACAUCCUUUUACGGACAUUGGUGGCAGGGGUAACAUGGAAUGUAAAGAGCACCAUGCCUUCUGGUAGCCAGGCAGGAACCAUCAAUGCCAUCCUGAAGAUCUUCUCAGACUGUUUAGCGGUGGAUGCUGGUGAGGUGGUCGUUCAGAUGAAGGAAGCCGAAACAGCAAGGUUGAAAACUUCCACUGAAGGAAAUGGGGUUGACGAAGGUAACUCGGUACAGAUAGAAGAUGAUGGUGUGGAAGAAGAAAGUGGAGGAAUCCCCCAAGGGGAAAAGGACAUGUUGGAUCUACUCCCACGCAGCCAGCAGGAGCUGAAGCAAGUGAGCGCAUUACUUCUUGCCCAGCAAACUGCCCUGGAAAUCAUUGUCAAUAUGUGCUGCAAUGAAGAUACUUCUGAUGAAGAGUGGGAAGAGCUAUCAAGUAGUGAUGAAAGCGAUGCCUUUCUAGAUAACGGUUAUGAGGAAGAUGGGAAGCUGCUUUCUCCGCUGUGCCUUUCAGCUGAAAUUCACACCGCCCUGGUCAACCACUUGAUCCCAAAGAAGAUACUGGAGAAAACUGCUUUCCCAAGUAGUGUUACUGUUGAUGUCUGUAUGCAGCAUCCAUCUUGGAAGCCUCUGAUUAAAAAGUUGAAUAUGAUCCAGUACAGAGCACUAACCUGUCUUCACAGCAUCUUGCUGGUGUCGGAUGUGGAUAGCCUCGGGGGACUUUCGGUGCUUCAAUCGCUGUCACAGCACUUGUCUCAAUUAAUUUUUUCUCAACCAGAAUUUUCAAAAGAAAUGGAGUUUCUGGAAGCUGUCACCAGUGCGUUGCGAGCUCUUCUGCAAAUGUUGGCAUCAAAUAAUAUACCUCAAUGCAUGACUCCGGAGCAGCUGAUAAUUCUGUGUGACGCCGGUAUUCAGAGCAAAAACAUCAGUGUCCGAGUCAAUGUUGUUAGCAUUUUAGGAAUUGCUGGGAGCGUGCUUGCGAAAGUGGAAAACACUGCUGAAACACUAAAGGACAUUGGGAAGUUCCUCCUCAAUGUUGCGAUGAAAGAUCCUUCCCUUGUGGUGGUCGGGGAAGCACUGGACGCCCUCUUCGACGUUUUUGCCGAUGGCAAAGAAGCAGAAAGUGCAGCGGAGGAAAUAAAAUUGCUUUAUGCACUUAAGGAAUUCCAGCCAGUUUUCAAGUCACGGAUGCGAAAGGAGGGCAGAGGACAGUACAACACAGAGCAGCUAUGUGUUCUAGACAACGUGAAGCUGAAUUUAAGAAGAUUCAUUGCCUAUCAAGAGAUGUUGGACAGACAGAAAAAAGUUUUGGAAUAGAAAAAAAGAUGGAAAGCUCUAUUUUUAGUUUGGUUUAUUAAAUAUUUUAACGAUUACUUCUAUAGGACCUUGCAGUAAUAGAUAGCAGGAGAGAAGGGUGGUGGUCUGCUUUUCAUAUUAUAUAUAUUUUUUAUAUUGAGGAGAAAAAAGGAGGGGCAGAGAAAAGUGCUGAAAUGGAUUCAGCAGCACAAAGUGUCAAAAUGAGUCCUUAAUGUGGAGGAAUAUUUUAAUUUCCUGGAUGGCAUAGGUCGGAGUGGUUUUUGUUUAGAAAAAGAAUGAGAAAAAAAUCCAAAAUAAAACAUUGGUCCCCCUGACGGCAGCCCCCAUUUUCUUAAUGUGGAUAAGUAGUAUGAUCUCCUAGA